Molecule: messenger RNA, 2638 nt
Organism: Tarenaya hassleriana
Lineage: Eukaryota; Viridiplantae; Streptophyta; Magnoliopsida; Brassicales; Cleomaceae
Product: GTPase Der
Exons: 11
Molecular function (GO): GTP binding
Source: RefSeq, a predicted model, not a curated record
GGGUUUAGGGUUUAUAGGGUUUGAUUUCUUACGUUGCGUGUUCUACCAAUCUUGCUCCACUCAAGCUUAAAUUCUCGAGGUUCUUUGCAGAUUUUGAAAUCGUACUUGCAAAAUCUCUUGUAUCCUCUUAUAUAAUUUUAUAAUAAACUUAUAUCGGUAUCGUCAUCGUUUCCCUUAUCUCUCUCUCCCUGUUUCAUUUCCUUCUCGUUUCAAGGAUUCAGCUUUCUUAUCCUCUUUCUCCGUUUUCUCGUUCCCUAAUUAAUUUCUGAGGGAUUCUGAACCCUCACUUCCCCAAACCCGAAUUGGAAAGCAAUCAUUUCUUGGGUAUUCCUCACAAUCUGUGUACCUGGUCCCUCUCCGUCUCUUUCUGUUCUUCGUUUUUUCUCCUUCAGUUUGGUCCGAAACUCAAAGAAAGUUCCUUUUUUCUUUGCAUCUGCAGAGAAGGGGAGCUUUUGUCGGUAUGGGCUUCCAAGAACCGAGUCUCUUACGCUAUUUUGUGUAUGUAUAGGCUGUAGUGGAAUCUUUGAUCUGCAAUGUCUCAGUCAAUGCUUCGAGCUCUCACAGCUCGGAAGAAGCAAUUUAGUAUCGGGUUCUAUUUUAGAUGUAAUUUUUCUCCGCAACUUCAUUCCCAAGAGCAUGCUCUUGUUCCCAAUCGCUGCAAGUGUUCACCCUCAGGAUGUUCUUAUAGGCAUGGAAUUCUUCGUAACGGUUAUAGGGUUUCUGGUGAUUUGAUUCCGGACCUGAAUCGUACUCGCAUAAUUCGAUCUGCAAAAGGGUUUUGCUCAAAUUCUGUAAAUGAGGUAGUGGACUCAAAUUGUGGAUCCAGUGAAAAAUUGAUCGGUAAUGAGGAUAUUCCCCGUGGGAGCUCCGAUGUUGAACUUGUCGAUAAGAAGCCUAAGGUUGUUUACAAGAAACCAAUUGACUUCACCAAAAUCGAUGCGGAUCUGCUACCCACCGUCAUGAUCAUUGGCCGGCCAAAUGUCGGAAAGUCUGCCCUAUUUAACCGGUUGAUUCGGAGAAGGGAGGCUCUUGUGUACAACACCCCGGAUGAUCAUGUCACAAGGGAUAUAAGAGAAGGGAUUGCGAAACUAGGUGAUUUAAGGUUCAAGGUGUUGGAUUCUGCUGGUAUAGAGACAGAAGUAUCGUCGGGCACUAUUCUUGGUAGGACCACAGCCAUGACAGCUAAUGUGCUUGCAAGGACUCAGUUCGCGAUUCUUAUUGUUGAUGUUAGAGCUGGGUUGCAUCCAUUGGAUCUGGAGGUUGGGAAAUGGAUGCGGAGACAUGCCCCGGAAAUUAAGCCUAUAAUCGUUAUGAAUAAAUCCGAAUCACUUGAUGCAUCACUUGCUGAAGUUGCUUCUGAGGCCCUUGUUCUUGGAUUUGGAGAGCCUAUUGCCAUAUCCGCCGAGACUGGACUCGGUAUGACCGCACUUUAUGAGGUCCUCCGCCCACCGCUAGAGGAUUACAUGGUCAAAGUUUUAAACGAUAGAUGUGUUCAAGAUGAUACCCAGAGUGAUGAGAAUCUCUCUGGUGAUGCCGAUGAGUCCAAGUUGCCAUUGCAGUUAGCUAUUGUAGGGAAGCCAAAUGUAGGGAGCCGAUGGUGAAGAAAUCGCCAAGAAGAGCGUGUAUUGGUGGGGCCUGAAGCUGGUCUGACUAGAGAUGCUGUGAGAGUUGAGUUCGAAUAUCAGGACAGGACUAUAUAUCUGGUUGAUACCGCAGGCUGGUUGGAGAGAACAGAGAGAGACAAAGGACCCUCAUCACUUAGUAUCAUGCAAUCAAGAAGGAAUCUGAUGCGGGCACAUAUAGUUGCUCUGGUUCUUGAUGCUGAAGAGAUUGCAAAAGCCAGGUGCAGCAUGUCACACUCUGAAGUGGUAAUAGCGAGACGGGCAGUGGAAGAAGGACGUGGUCUGGUUGUCAUCGUUAACAAAAUGGACCGUCUCAGAGGAAGACACAACACUGAGAUAUACAAGAAGGUGAAGGAAGCUGUUCCCCAAGAAAUUCAGACCGUUAUUCCUCAGAUAACGGGAAUACCAGUCGUGUUUAUAUCUGCCUUAGAAGGAAGAGGUCGGGUGACAGUCAUGCGCCAAGUCAUUGACACGUACGAGAAAUGGUGUUCGAGGCUUUCCACAGGCCGUCUCAAUCGCUGGAUUCGCAAGGUUAUGAGUAGGCAUUCGUGGAAAGACUCGGCCGCUCAGCCAAAGAUCAAGUACUUCACUCAGGUGAAAGCUCGGCCACCGACUUUCGUGGCGUUUGUGAGCGGUAAGGCGCAGUUGUUGGAUACCGACAUCAGGUUCUUGACCAAGUCUUUGAAGGAAGACUUCGACUUAGGCGGCAUUCCUAUACGUAUAAUCCAGCGCGCAAUUCCUCGGUCAUCCUCUGGUACGGGCGGAGGGGGAGGUGACCGGACAUGUGGACGAGGAGUUGAGAGAAACGCAACAGACAAACGCACCCUUCUUGCCUCUUAGGGUUAUUUACAGAACAUAAGAUUCUUCGGACCGAAUACUUCCUGUUUUUUUUUUUUUUCUGAAUCAAAUGCCUUAUUCACAUGCUACGUCUUUGCUGCUUCGAUUAUUUGUCAUGUCAAGAAUCUGAAUUAUCGCCAUGCAAACGUUCCAAAGUGAUAACUCGUCACUAUAGUUUA